This is a messenger RNA of Camellia sinensis, 721 nucleotides long. RefSeq names its product photosystem II subunit X (gene PSBX). Gene Ontology annotation, biological process: photosynthesis. Gene Ontology annotation, cellular component: photosystem II; membrane. The record is from RefSeq and is a predicted model, not a curated record. Lineage: Eukaryota; Viridiplantae; Streptophyta; Magnoliopsida; Ericales; Theaceae.
CUAUCCAACUUCCGAUUCCUCCCUCGAAACCAACCCAUAUCAACACCAUCCUCACAUUGAACACUACCAAAAUUCACAAGAGGAAGACAAGACCAUGGCCUCUACUUCUGCAAUUUUGGCAGCAACGCCACUAACGUCAGCCACCCAAAAGAGGUUUCCGAGCUCCGCCGCCUUCUUUAAGCCACUGCCGGUGAGGCCCUCCAAGGCCGCGGUGGUUGGAUCAAAAACAACCAUUGGGAAGUUUGAAGUCAAGGCUUCAAUGAAAGAGAAAGUGGUGACGGGAUUAACAGCGGCGGCAAUGACAGCCUCCAUGGUGAUUCCGGACGUGGCCGAGGCUGCAGGAUCCGGGGUUUCGCCCUCUCUCAAGAACUUCUUGCUCAGCAUUGUAGCCGGUGGCGUUGUGCUCACCGUCCUGGUUGGUCUUGUGGUAGGAGUCGCCAACUUCGACCCUGUCAAGAGGGGCUGAGAGAGAAAUAGUUGUUUUGGGAUUGUACUUUGGCAUUCAUUUUCCAGCUUGAUGUAUCUGUCUAAUAUUUGUAGUCAUUGUCUGUGUUACGUGCGUGUGUUGAUACCUCGUUUUUUAAAAAAAUAUUUUGACUCGUUUUCCUAUAAACAAAUUGAGGAUCAAAAUCCAAGCACCAUAAUGUGUGUGUAAUCGACGACUCUAUUAGCUUUAGUUCUAUCGAAAGCAUGCGAACAUCAGAAUCGAAAUUCCAUUUUU